This is a messenger RNA of Podarcis lilfordi (Lilford's wall lizard), 14375 nucleotides long. NCBI's taxonomy places the organism in Eukaryota, Metazoa, Chordata, Lepidosauria, Squamata, Lacertidae. The record is from the annotation of a GenBank genome assembly.
CCGAGUGCGGCGGUGGGUGGGAGUGUGGCGGAGUCCUUUCCCCCUCCCCGCUCCAUCCUUGCGCAAUGUUUUGCCCGGGUCUCUGGCCCCCGCGCAGCCAAUGCGGCUCCCGCAGGAAGCCACGUGGAGCCACCCCAGCCUUCCCCCCCACGGGCCGCCCCCUUUCUCCUCCUCCUCCUUCUCCUCCUCCUCCUGCCAUCGCUGGGCAGCCAUGGCCACCGAGAGCCCGCUGGAAACUCUGCAGCGGGAGAUCACCUGCUCCAUCUGCCUGAGCUACUUCAAGGAGCCGGUGUCCAUCGAGUGCGGCCACAACUUCUGCCAGGCGUGCAUCGCGCAGUGCUGGGGCAAGGCGGACGCCGAGACCACCUCGUGCCCGCAGUGCCGCCGCUGGUCGCGCAAGAGGAGCUUCAGGCCCAACCGGGAGCUGGGCAACGUGGUGGAGGUGGCCAAGCGGCUCCGGCUGGACGCGGCCGCCACGCUGGCCGGCCAGCGGCUGUGCGAGAAGCACCAGGAGCCCCUCAAGCUCUUCUGCGAGGAGGACGAGACGCCCGUCUGCGUCAUCUGCAGGGAGUCCCGGGCGCACAAAGCCCACCCCAUGCUCCCCAUCGAAGAGGCGGCGCAGGACUACAAGGUGACGGCCGGCUGGGUGGGUGGAUGGGGGGCAGCAGAAAUGGGGAGGCAAAAGCAGCCCACCGCCCUGUCCCCCAGAAUAAUAAUACAGUGGUACCUCGGGUUAAGAACUUGAUUGGAGGCAAAAAUGGGGAGAAAUGCGGAGGCAAAAGCAGCCCACCGCCCUGUUCCCAAUAAUAAUAAUAAUAAUAAUACAGUGGUACCUCGGGUUAAGAAUGGGCGGGGUAUAAAUAAUAAAUUAUUAUCAUUAUUAAAGGAUCUAAAAAUAUAUGCACACAGAAUGCGCUUUUUGAUACUUUGCAAUACUUUUCAAAAAUACCUUCCAAAUGAGAAUGGAUUUACAGUGGUACCUCUUAACCUGAAACUGUGCUUAACCUAAGGUACCACUUUAGCUAAUGGGGCCUCCCGCUGCUGCUGCUGCCGCCGCCACGCGAUUUCUGUUCUCAUCCUGAAGUAAAGUUCUUAACCGGAGGUACUAUUUCUGGGUUAGCAGAGUCUGUAACCUGAAGCGUAUGUAACCCGAGGUACCACUGUAAUAUAAUAAUAAUAAUAAUAAUAAUAAUAAUAUACCCUGCUCAUCUGGCUGGGUUUUCCCAUCCACUCUGGGCGGCUUCCAACAAAAUAUUAAAAUUCAAUGAUUAUUCCGUUAUUCCUGCAUGGCAGGGGGUUAGGCUAGAUCAGGCAUGUCCAAAGUCCAUUUCGGGGGGCCUAAUCUGGCCUGCUGGUUGGUUUAAUCCGCCCCCCCUCCCCGUGGCAGUUUAUUUCCUGGGGUGAAAUCCUAAAAAACCCUCAACAACUUAAAUCCUUAAAAAAGCAACUUCAACCCUAAAAAAAAGGUAAACAACUUUAGUUGGCCCUCACGGCCCUUCACUUCAUCAAAUCUGGCCCUCUUUGAAAAAAGUUUGGACACCACUGGGCUAGAUUGUCCUCAGGGUCCCUUCCAACUCUUGGUUUCUAUGGCGAUCCUCUGCUUAGUCAUGCACACCAGGCGCCGGCAGCCUUGAGGCUUCUGCUUAGCAUGUUUUUUUGUUCUUACCGGAGCACCCAAGCUGUGCCAGCCACAGCUAGAUGGGAAGGAUAUGCAGGUAGAAGUAAAGUUUCCGGGGUGGGGGGUGGGGAGCAUGCUUGGAUGUGUUGCAGAAAAACCAGGAAGGGUCUUGGGCGCCUGAAAGAUGACCAAAUGAAUGACAUUCAUGACUUCUUGAAAACUACGGCCUGGGCCUGCUUGGUCAGGUCUGACCUCACAAUCCCUCACUCAUCCAUACACAGGACACGUGAGAAUUUCUCUCUGGCCAUCUGGUGACGUGGUCCACGAAAGCUUGUGAAAUAAUUAAGGCAGGUUUUGGGAACCUUUGGCUCUCCAGAUGUUGCGGAAUGGCAAUCUAUGAGAUGGGAGCUGUAGUUCUGCAAACAUCUGGAGGGCCAUAGGUUCCCAAAACCUGCUUUAAGGUGCUAUUAGAUUCUUUGUCGUUCUUCGUUUCUGCAUAUGUUUUCCUGAGCGCUGACUUCUAUCUUCUGACUUCUGUCAUGUGAUCAUAUUAUAAAGUAGUUGUGCUCUGUGAUACAAAUCAAGCACUGCUAGGAGUUGUUUCUUUUUUGUUUCCCAGUAUAUUUCUUACCAAAUAGAAAAUUAGGUGUGGUGUAAGGAAAUUUUUAUUCUGCAAGCGUGGCCCAGCGAAAAAGGUUUGAGAAGCACAGCUGGGCUAGCAGUUUACUCUUGAGUCUCUGUGGCUCAAAUCUGUCUCAGGUCUCUCUCACAGCAAGCAAUUUCCAGUCUCCUAUUUCCCCUGGUAACAGUCUUGUUCAGUGUUUUGUAUUUGCCAAGGCAAAUCAUCACCUUUCUCCCAGUUCUGUCUUCAGAGGAAUGAGAGUGGGAGACUCACUUAUCCAAGGAUGUGAUGAAUCACCCUGGUACAAGAUAAGAGAGAUCACCAGCUGCAGCUUCAUACUCCUGGCAGCUUCAUGGGGGGGAGGGUGAGGGGAAGAGAUAAAUCCUUUUAUGUCCAGCUUACACAUAACAAACCAUUUCCUUAACAUGGGUCCCUUCCAACUGAAAAACAUGGAGGGGGUGGAAGAUUUUCUAGACAGGAUGCACAGCUCCCUCUGUAACGUUCAGUCUUCCCAGUCUUUGACAGAUCCUCUGAAAGGAGUCAAGGAACAGAACAUUUCAGGCCAAAGACAACUUCACUUCCCAGUUUGUUUCUUGCUGUUUUGUCCUAUUGCUUCUUUGUCUGGUGUACAUACGUCAGUUCUGAGACUGCGCAGUUAUUAUGGGUUGUUUUGGCGCUUUAAACAGCUGAUUACACUGUUUGAUUUCUUACACCCCCUGUUUAUGAAAUUUCUAUACUGCCUUGCCUGGUGGAAAGCUGAGCUGGAAUUCUUUUCAAAAAUUAAUCCAUUUUGAAAAUAAUUGACUAGAGAUAAGCCUGAAAUUUGUGUGGAGUUUGGGGCAGAUCAGUGACAGCUGGAGAAUCAAACACAACAAGCAAAUAGAAUCGUACCUUGGAAGUCCAACGGAAUCCAUUUCCGAAAGUCCUAUCGACUUCCAAAACGUUCGGAAACCAAAGCGUGGGUUCUGAUUGGCUGCAGGAAGCUCCUGCAGCCAAUUAGAAGCCCCGUCGGACAUUAGGCUUCCAAAAAUAGUUCACGAACCGGAACAGUCACUUCCGGGUUUGCAAUGUUUGGGAGCCAAAAAGUUUGAGAACUAAACUGUUUGAAAAGCAAGGCACAACUGUACAUGACAUGCCUUAUGACUUAUAGGCCAUAAUUUGAAUAGCAUUUAGAAUGAUCUUCCUAAAAUGGAAAUUGCAGAAUGCUCCCCAAAAGUAUACAUUUCCUACAAGAGACACAAGACUUCUGAUUCCUGAGUAUGCUGAAGCUAUCCCAUAAUUUAAAAAAUGGCUGGAAUACUCUGCUCUAGGGGGAAGUAAGUUGGCUACGCAGAAAGUCAAGUGACUUAUCACAACAUACAUGAGAAAAAGGGUAUGUACAUUACUUUCAGAUUUAUCUUUUGUCAGAAACAAGUUGCCGCCCAUGUGAAAGUUCUGACAGAACGGAGGGAGAAGCUGAAGGAAUUAAAAGAAGACCUGGAGUGCAGAAGGCAGGCUGAUCAGGUGAGAGCUUGUCUACAAGAAGAACCAGGAGGUGCGGGAAAUUGUGAUGAGGGUUUUCUAGAAAAUUUUGAAUUGCAAAUUAGGGUAAUUUGCAUCAGAAGAUUUUCAGUCCACUGGAAAACCCAAGAGGGUGGUCUAACUUAGGAAGUCUAUUUCAGCUGUGUUUAGUAAACAAAGCUGAAAACUUUGAAACUUCCUAAGUUGCCUAAUGUUUGUAUUUGCAAAUGGCAUGCGUUCAUUGUUACGAAUGAACUUAUGAAACAGAUUUUUUUUCCCCUGUGGUGAAAAAAGCACUGGGGGAAAAACUGUUUUGGAGAAAUUUCAAGGGAAAUUUCUCUGCACCACAUCACUGGAGAAAGAGAAGACUGUUUCUUCUGUUGUUGAAGGAGGUAGGUGCCUUAAUAAACUGGAUCAAAUUUCUCUUACAUGUUGUGAACCAUUAUCUGUUCAGUCUGUUUGUACCUAUGAUUCAGUUAGACUGAACCUGUCAUCUCCAGUGACUUGGUACACUUCGCACAGUGGUACAGAAGGUCUUUCAUCUCCAGUAUGUCCCCUGGCUGAAAUGCCAGAGACCCAACUGCUGGUCAGUGUGGACAAUGUUGAGCUAACCAAUAGUCUGACUCUCUGAAACAAUGGAAACUGCCUUACGUUAUAUUCCUUUGAGCAGGUACCCAACCCUGGUUAGGGUACCAAUGUGAGAGCAUCAGGGAUAUUUGUACGUCCGCUUCCUUGUGCUGUUUCACCAUCCCACCUGGCCCUUCUCCUGCUCCUUACAGGAUGAUGUACAAAGUGAGAAGCAGAAGGUGGAGUCUGAAUUUAAUCAGAUCCACGAGUUCAUGGAAAAAAUUGAGCGCUUCCUGGUUAUCAUGCUGAAGAAGUUUGACAAGGAGAUUGUGCACAGGAGAGACGUGGAAUCCGGCAGGUUCUCAGGGGAGAUUGAUCGCCUCGAUGCCUUGAUCAGCGAAGUUGAGAACAAGUGCCAACAGCCUGCCAGUGAAUUCCUGCAGGUGAGAUUCUGUGGAGGGCUUUUUGCCUCUCCUGGGUUUCAGCGCUAAAGCCAAAAAUGCAGAAACAGCCACCUGAAAAGAAAAGAGGUGCCAUACCUUGUUUCAUUUGUGUUGCAUGCACUGAAACUUCCUUGGUGUGUGACAUUUGCUAGGAGAGGGAUUUGAGGAGUGCAGCCCUGCGUGUUCUCCUUUUUUUAUAUAUUUCUUUUUUAAAAAAAAUUUUAUUGAUACAGCAAGAAAAAGAAAAAACACAAAUACCAAAUUACACACAAGAAUAACCAUAGGCACAUAAUUUUCUUAACAAACAAUAAAACAUAUAUUGGUCUUAACACUAAAGACCCAACCUCCUGUCUAUUCCAUAUUUCGAUUUCAUAUUACUUAUUGCCAAUACACACUUUUAUCAUAAUUAAACUUUUGCUUAAUAUAUCUAAUUUCUUAUAUCUACCUUGUAACUAUUACCGAAGUUCCUCGAAUGCUGUAACAGAAUUUAAACUACUAUAUUUAUUUUUCAAAUAUUUUUUGAAAACCUCCCAUUUUGAAACAAAUUCCUGCUCAUUUUCCUUGAUCACUCAGUGGUUUUUGGACACUGUUGACCAUGAUAUCCUUCUAGAGCCGUGGUUCCCAACGUGGGGCACACGCCCCACGAGGGGGCAUUUUGAUUUUUUAAUAAUAUUUUAUUAAGUUUCCAUUUCAUAAUAUAUAAACAUCCAUAUUGCUCACAAUAAAUUUUUGCUCGUUUGAGCUGGUCAACUCCCCCCCCCCCCGCCUUGUGGCUACCAUAAUUCCUAUCUAUUUCAUUGCAUUUGUACCUCUUCCUCCUUACAUUUCAUCCAUUUCCAUUUUUUACAUUUUAAAUAAACAUAAAAGGUAUAAAUCAUAAACAUUACAAGUCUUCUUAAGUCAAUCCUGCUAGUGUUGUUAAUUGUUUGCAAUUGUCUUUCAAAUAUUGUAUAAAAUUACUCCCGUCUUUUUGGAAAGCUUGAUCACGCUGGUUUCGGGUUUCCACGGUCAGCUUUGCUAGUUGUGCUUAUUCCAUUUUUAAGGGGGGAAAUUUGAUUUUUAAGGGGGGCAAUUGGAACUUGUUUAGACCAAGUUAAUGUCCUUUUAGGCUUCCUCCAUGUGAAUAGGAGUUCACUUUUUGAAUAAUAAGAAUUAUAUGUUACCGGGGGGCAGGGGGUGGGCAAUCAGGAUUUUAGAGAUGCCUAGGUGGGGCAUGACCAAAAAAAGGUUGGGAACCACUGAGUCUCGGGGAGGUCAGCAUUUUGGGCAAUGUGCUUAAGUGUUUCCACUCCUACCUCCAGAAAGUAGCCAUGGGAGGCUGUUCUUCGGUGCCAGACAUCAGCGCAACUCUGUGCACCUGCGACUCCCAGCAAUUGGCACCCAGGGGCAUGAUGCCUCUGGCAGUGAAGGUAAAACACAGCCAUCUUGGCUGGUAGGCAUUGGUAGCCUUGUUCUCCGUGAAUUUGUCUAACCUUCUUUUAACUCCAUCACUGUGCCGUAUGGGAGGGAGUAUAUGGUUACCGGACGUCCCCGUUUCCUGGGGACAGUCCCUGGAUUUAUAAAUCUGUCCCCGGACAAAAUCCGUCCCUGGAAUGUCCACGGGUUUAAUUUAAUUUCCCCAGAUUUAUAUUUUAAGUGUUGUAAAUUUAUUAGUAGGGAAUGAAUGUUGUGUGAUUGGUUCAACGGCACAAGACACAUCAUAUGGGGACUUCUGGUGAGGCAAAAUGGCAGGCGCCAUGGCAGCGGGCAGCUCCUGAAGCCAGCCAGAGCCAACUGCGCUACCAGGCUGGCUCCGGGCUGCUGAGACUGCCACUGCCGAGGGGGGACUGGGGAUGUCUGGCGCAUCAACUGGGGGAACCGCUGACAUACACCCCCGCAACCCAAAUCGAACCGGGAGCGAGAGCGCCUUGCCACCUGGCUGACUGUCCAAUGGGGCUCUGGGGCCAGGAAAACCCCGGAGCCAACACAGGGAGAAGGAGGCGAGGAGAAGGAAGAGAGAGAAAGAGGAAGGAGAAAAAAGAGGGGAGCCCUGACCUUGCUGCCGCCACCACCGCUGAGGAGAGGUAGGAGAGCAUCAGUAGGGCAAGGCCUGACCCGAGCCUACUCCAUGGCAGCUAGCGCUUCAAGAGAGCAGGCCGGAGCCCAGAGGAAGGCCGUGCGGCAGAGGAGAAUAUAAAAGAGAAGAUAUUACUUCUUUUUUUAAAAAAAUAACUUUUAAAAAUAACUUUUUUUUCUCUUUUUUUAUAAAAAGGUGUCCCCGGAUUCUUUGAAAAAAAAAUCUGGUAACCUUAAGGGAGUACCAUUGUUUUCUAUGAGCUGUGUGAAGAAGCACUUCCUUUCCCCUGCCCUGUAUUUUCAUUUAAUGCCCACAAGUUCCUCAUUCAGCUUUACAACCUUGCAAGUUGUCCCUUUUUAUUUGGCCAGGAGACUGAAAUUCUGAGGUCUUAACAAAAAUACCCAGUGAUUCUUGUGGCAGAAGUGGAUUUUAAAUACUUAUUCUAUAACAAAUAUUUUCGGAGUCGUGCUCUUUCCAUUUCCUCCCUAAUUUCUAAGCCUUUCAGCUAAUAUUUAUGGCAUAAUAAAUGUAGGAAUGAUCUUCUUUUUCUUUUCUUCCCUUGUCUCCAGGACAUCAGGAACAUUUUGAGCAGGUAGGUAACACUUUUGCAGAUCUCACUUUAUCGGCAUAGGAAAAACUGAGAAAGCUUUCCUCAAAUCCAUUCUAAUCAAAACCUAGCUUAUUCCUGCCUCUUUGGCCCCCCAAACACAGUAAUUCCACAUUUUCUCCCCCUUCCUGUCCCAGGGCCAUAUGUGCAAAGCUUACCCUUUUGUGGCACAGGGGCCCUACAUCAAAACAAGCUUUCCAUAUUCCCUAAGCGGUGGAACUUUCCCAGCAGAAGUUAGAAUGUUUACGAAUAUUCUGUAACAUCAUAACAUUGCAGUUUGGGAAAGGGGGCUUGCAGCUCUUAAAUGCUCUGACCACAUAUGGAAAAUGCUGGGAACACAAUGUAACGCUUUCACGUUUCCCAUUCUAGAUGUAAAGAAGGACAGAUUUCACAGAUGGCGGAAAUUGCUUCCUCUCCGACUGAGCUGGAAAAGAAACUUGGGCAUUUCAGUCUGAAAAAUAUUGUUAUCAAGGAGGCACUGGAGAAAUGUCGAGGUACCGAGAAGGACAAAUGAUAGCUUAGGACCGUGUAAAAUACACAAGAAUCUCCAUACUUUGGGCUGAAUUUCCGUACUGUGGGCUGCAUCUAAUGUUCUCUGUCCACUUGUGCAAAUUGCAUGAUCUGUUCUCCAACACAGUUAACAGCAACCUGCUUGUGCAUUCUGCUGGUGCGAAAUAUUUCAUCAGUGGAGCAAGUAUACUUCUAAGUGACUUUAACUUAGUGCUAUGUGGGAUACAACUUCCUUUUGUCUUCAGAUCCAACAAUGCAGUGCGCAGACAUGUGGACAUGAGCAAUGCGGGUUCUGCUUGAAAAAAAAGUACCAAUUUUAUGUCCAGUAAAUAUAUGAUUGGGACGCGGGUGGCGUUGUGGGUUAAAGCACAGAGCCUAGGACUUGCUGAUCAGAAGGUCGGCGGUUCGAAUCCCCGUGAUGGGGUGAGCUCCUGUUGCUCGGUCCCUGCUCCUGCCAGCCUAGGAGUUCUAAAGCACGUCAAAGUGCAAGUAGAUAAAUAGGUACCGCUCCGGCGGGAAGGUAAACGGCCUUUCCAUGCGCUGCUCUGGUUCGCCAGAAGUGGCUUAGUCAUGCUGGCCACAUGACUCGGAAGCUGUACGCCGGCUCCCUUGGCCAAUAAAGCGAGAUGAGCGCCGCAACCCCAGAGUCGGUCACAACUGGACCUAAUGGUCAGAGGUCUCUUUACCUUUAAAUAUAUGAUUGGUUGAAAGCAAGUAAUGUGGUAGGAGUAAGAGCAGUGGAGAGGUGGGUGGAGAAGAAGAACAGAAAUGGAGUUUUUAGGCAAGGGCCAUGAAAGGGCUGUUCAGAGCACUUCAGCACUGUCUAUUGUCUCCUAAGUACCAAACUUAUUACUCGCACCUUUCCCCCCUUUCACAGCUCAUAUAACACAGGAGACCUCUUGUUUUGGGGCAUACACAAGCUUUCCCCCCUGGCCAGAUCACCUAUCACUCCGCUUAUAGCAGCUACACCGAUGCACAUUAUUUAACGGAUGCGGGUGGCGCUGUGGGUUAAACCACAGAGCCUAGGACUUGCUGAUCAGAUGGUCGGCGGUUCGAAUCCCCGCGACGGGGUGAGCUCCCGUUGUUCGGUCCCUGCUCCUGCCAACCUAGCAAUUCGAAAGCAUGCCAGUGCAAGUAGAUAAAUAGGUACCGCUCCGGUGGGAAGGUCAACGGCGUUUCCGUGCGCUGCUCUGGUUCGCCAGAAGCGGCUUAGUCAUGCUGGCCACAUGACCCGGAAGCUGUACACCGGCUCCCUCAGCCAAUAAAGCGAGAUGAGCGCCGCAACCCCAGAGUCAGACACGACUGGACCUAAUGGUCAGGGGUCCCUUUACUUUUAUAUUCGGUGAUACACCUUUUUCCUCUCAGUAGCUAGAGCAUGUCCAUCAGCAUUCUGUGGCAGGUCACCUUCUGCUGAUUCACCUGCUUCGUGCUUUCUGACUUUUCACCAGAGUGCUACUGCAUAUUUCCCCUGAAGCAGCUGUCUUGCACCCAUGAGGGCUAUAAACUUGAAAAAGAACUAUGGCAAUAGGCAUGCUUAAGCACCACUCUUAAAUACCACAUUCUGUAGCUCUCACAGCCUACCCAGUUUCCCCACUGAAGUGACAUUACAUAAAAUAAUUCGAUCUCUUGCGCCUUUUCCUCCCCUCCUUACUGAGAUCAUAUCUAAUGCUUCACCUUUAUUUAGUAGCAAGAGUAAAUAUUCCUGAUUCUUAAACCCUUCUCUCUUUCUAGAGACAAUGAUAUCUGAAUUGGCAAAAGCAAGGACAAUGGAAGCAUCAGCUAAAAGGAGUAAGUUGUGUUUUUUGGGGGGGAAACUGGAUAGUCACUUUCUAAGAAGCUGAGAGCAAUGUUGAUUUGGGGCCUCUUGUCCAACUCUGAGAAAUGGCUUCACAUGGUGAGGGAUGGUGGUAUUUAUGGCUUCAUCUUGUACAGCAAUAAUUUCACAGGAAAAGGGAGGGCCUUGAACAGCUUCAGUCACCUCACCCUCUUUGCUCCCCUCCCAUUUCCUUUCCUUCAGAGGGUGGAAGGAAUCUGUCGCCAUGACAACACACAGCCCAAGUCCUUAUUGUGAGGGAAAGUAAACAUAAGAAAUUGUUGCUCUUGUCCAUGACUUAGGACCUGGAGUUUGGGGAUGUAGUAUGUAUCUGGGGAUCCCUGAGAUUUUUCCUAGGCCCCCCCCCCCCCCUCAAAUAAGUGGUCUUUCCACUUUAGAGUAGGAGAAAGUGAGGCUUUGUAUUCUUGGGCUUCCCCAUUGCUAUUGCUGCUGCCACAAUCCCAUUAAAGGAGACUGCAGCUGGGCAGAAGAUCAUUUUCCAGACAAAUGCUUCACUUACGGGAUGCUGUACAUGUCAAAUUCAGUCCUAGGCGCCUCCAGUUAUUAAUAUUGCUAAUUAUUCUUCGUUUGUCACAUUUUUGCACUAGUGUGCCUCAAGGCGACUUGCCCAAUAAAAAUAGAAGUAACAAACCAGGCAUUAAAACAGCAAUAAACAAAAGCUGAAAUACAUUUCAAGGGACAAAUCAUACCCACCCUUCUUAAAGGAUGAGUACAGAAAAUGCCAACCACCCUCCCAGUUAAAAAUCAAAAGUCUUGUCUAAAACCAGACAUUGAUGGUGCCAAGAGUGCUUCUCCAGGAGGAACAUUUUAACUGGAAAGCCACCACAGAAAAGGCCCAGUUAAAAGAUCAGGUAGCAAAUGUUGCAAAAGCUCUUGGCCUGACUGCUGGUACCAGUCAGAGUAGACAAUAUUGGUCUAGAUAUGCUGGCCCAAGCUCUCUCAGCUUCAUGGUUGAGCAAGGAUUUGAACCAAAGCCUUCUCAGUCCUAAUCUAACACUGGUUAAUACAAGACAGGGGAAUGUGUUGCCCUCAAGAUGUUCCUGGACUCCAGCUCCCAUCAGUCUCAGCCAGCGUGGCCAACAGCCAGGGAUGCUGGGAGUUGAAGGGCAAUAAUUCGUUCCGGAGGUCCAUUCUUAACCUUGAAACUGUUCUUAACCUGAAGCACCACUUUAGCUAAUGGGGCCUCCCCCUGCCGCCGCGCCGCUGGAGCACAAUUUCUGUUCUCAUCCUGAAGCAAAGUUCUUAACCCGAGGUACUAUUUCUGGGUUAGCGGGGUCUGUAACCUGAUGCAUCUGUAACCUGAAGCGUAUGUAACCCGAAGUACCACUGUAAUUAAAAUGCACAUUUAAAACAAUUCCCUCAAAAUUUAUUAAAAACAUCCAUAAUCAAACAAGCUCAUUAAAAAGUGUAACCAUUAGAACAGUUAAAUGAGCAGCCAAAACAAUUAGAUCAAGUGGUCUAAAUUUUAAUUCUUUUGUUUACUUUUAUUUCUUUUGAAGACCCUGCUCUAGCUUGCAUUGGGCUUUCCCGGAUCUGAUUGUAAAAAGCUGUCUUUCCUUUUUGUCAAGCUCUUCUGAUUGUUUUCCGUUUGUCUGUUUCUCCUCAGUAAGCGUUACUCUCGACCCCGACACGGCUCAUCCCCUCCUUGUGGUGAGCGAAGACAGGAAAAGCGUGAAACGUGGAGACAUGGUUCAGCCACUGCCCAACAACCCUGAGAGAUUUGACUCCACUCUGAUUCUCCUGGGCAGUGAGAGAUUCUCCUCAGGGGUACAUUACUGGGAGGUGGAGGUGGGUAAUGGGCAAAACUGGGCCCUUGGCGUGGUCAAAGAGUCUGUGAUAAGGAAGGGACCUGUUGUCACUUGCCCCAAUGAAGGCGUCUGGGCUUUGGGACUCUGUGGGAAUGAGUACAGGGCUUUCACUUUAGCCGAGACUCGUCUGACCCUAGAUGAAGCCCCGGAGAAAAUCCAGGUAUUUGUGCAUUAUGAAAGGGGUUGGGUGGCCUUUUUUGACGCUGGUUAUAUGUCCCUCCUUUUUAUUUUCCAGUCAGCUAAUUUCUGUGGGGAGAGAAUUUGUCCUUUCUUUAAAUUGUGGGGCCUAACUACAGAGCUUAGAAUGUGCCCCUGAAAACAGCCUCUGCAAUAUGUUGGUCCAGCUUGUUUUUGCAAUUCCAUUCCAUUCAUAAUUUUGUACAGAAACACAGAAAUUGGCAAAGAAUUUUCAUUUUGAAAGGAUUUUUACUUUUAACUCCAUGAAGAGAAGGAAGCCUUCAUUUGUGGAAGAAGAGUUGCACCUUCCAUGAGCGCAAGCUCCUUCUAUUCACAGCUAAAAAGUUAGGCUAAAAAUCUGGUUUUUUAAAUACGUAAAGGAGCAAACCCGUCCCAAAUCAUUUUAAUUUAAAAGAAAACAACUUCUAAGUUCACAUAAUUCUAGAGAGGGAGAAAGAGCAUUUUGCAUCAUAAGAAACAUUUAAGUGCAGGCUGAAUAUUAUAAAUACAUUUCUAUACACUUUUAUAUUGUAUUAUCUCAGCUAGCAUUCAUAUUUCUACUUAACUUGCAUUCUCACCAUCCUCCCCACUGAUCUUGUUGGCUGGGGCUGAUAGGAGUCAAAGUCCGACAUCUCGAGGGCCACAGGUUCCCACUCUGGAUUUAAGCUAUGGUUUGCUUAACAAGCCAUGAGUUAAUUGCAAGUUGCCUCAUAGACAGACAAACCAUGGCUUGUUUCUCCAGAGUUUGGUUUGUUUGCUAGUUGCUCUUACCUCAUUCCUUUGAAGCUUGGUGAGUAUCUGGGGUGGAAUGGCCAAACCAGUUCACAAUUAAGGAAGAGUGUACUGGGUUCACAUUUAAGAGGAAGCCAUAGUCAAGUUUCAUAAGCCAGCAGCAAGCUCUGCUUUUAGAUUGUGGUUUGUUGACAGUAAACACACUAUUAAGGCUUUCUGUAGGGUUCACACAUAAUGCUCAGCCACGGUUUAAUAAACGAUAGUUUAGUCCGGUCAUAAACCAGACCUUGCGUAUGUAUAGGAGUUUAUUAAAUACACACUUGUUUGUUCCCUGCAAUCCAGACAUCUUCCCUCAGGGCAGUGUCUGUGCUGCAGGAAUGCUUUGCCCCCCAACUCUCAGGCAGCAGUACCUCUGUCACUUGGAAAACAAGAUGCUUUGCUUAGCAAGCUUAUGGCUAACAGAAGUGUGCUCUGUGGCGCUGGUCUACAGCUGGUGGGUUGCGGCCCUAUCUAAGGUGGGUUGUAAAAGGAGCACUACCUCCAUGCUAAUAUACGGUUAAAGAUUAAGAAGUGGGUCCCCAAAUGUAUGUUGCAGUGAAAAUUGGGUCCUGGGGCUGAAAAGGUUGAAGAUACCUGCUCUAAGGAACGUGGCUGUGUUUGACUUACCUGCACUGCAUCCAGUGGGUGGCCACUCGCAUCAGCAGUGGUGACCAACGCAACACUUGCUUCUCCCAUGUCAACCCUAUCAGACAACCUUUCACAUGCUUCUUAUUCCGAGUUUAUGCAACAGAUGCUGCUGUACCACUUCAGCAUAUGAGCACUUAUCCUACCCCAUUUAUUUUAUUGUUAUUUGUUUCUUUAAAAGGAAGGCUUUCCCUUUUUCCAUGUCACUGGCACGCUGGAGAUCAUAGAAUUGUAGUAUUGCAAUCUAGUCGAAGCCCCUGCAAUGCAGGAAUGUCAACUCAAUCAUUCAAGACACAAUGACCACCCAAACUCUGCUUAAUAGCCUCCAGGGAAGGAGAGUUCACCAUUUCUUCUGGGAGUCUGUUCCACUGUCAAACAACUCUUCCUGCCAGAAAGUUAUUCCCAAUGUUUAGUCGGAAUCUCCUUUCUUGGCAGCAAGUUAGCGGAAAGUGGUAUGUAUAACGCUUGCACCUUAGGAGCUUAUGUAAAUGAGUGCUUUGCUAAUUACUGAAAUCCCAGUCACUUGUCCCCCCUCGGUCUGGAUGUGUGCGGGACAUCCUGGCAUCUUAGUUAUGUGCAAAAUUGAUAACAUACUGCAUUGAAAUAGAAUGAAGACUUGAAAGAUGCAAAGAUUAAAAGGCAGUAGGAGUUCCCUGCCUUGAUGGAUAAACCCAGAAAAGUAAGGACGGAUGUACGGAGUAGUCCUUGGCUAUAUUUUCGCUGCAUAGUUAAAUGGUUAUGGCUUUCCAGGAUCCCUGGAAUUUGUAGAUUUUCCACAACAGAAUUUGGAAAUAUCCAUUCCCACCAUCGGGAUCCCUUGUGAGAACAGCACAGUGGCUAGUCUGGCCUAGUUGAGGUUUACCAAAGCAGCCACAGCUUCAAUCCAUAAACCAGAUAAACCAGAGUCUUUGCUUUUAGGUUGUUUUUAAGUCCUUUGUUUUCACUGCGGCAAAACAGGAUUAAGGGGGAUUUGCUGGAUUAUGGCUCCACUUCUUACACACUUACCUGGGAGUAACUCCUCUCGAGCAUAAGACUUGCUUCUUAGUAAUCAUGUAUAGGAUUGCACUGUUAAGUGAUUUAUAAAUGGCUCCCACGCUGACACAUCUGCACUUUUGGAAGGUGUGUUUCAUUUUUGUUAAGGUUCAACAGAUUUGCAUAUAUUUUGAUCCAGAAAACUGUCGUGUCAUUGCAUUAAAAUUCCUUUUGUGAACAGAGAA